Molecule: messenger RNA, 824 nt
Organism: Corapipo altera (White-ruffed manakin)
Lineage: Eukaryota; Metazoa; Chordata; Aves; Passeriformes; Pipridae
Product: protein unc-13 homolog A-like
Exons: 9
Coding region: 176-763 (195 amino acids)
Biological process (GO): synaptic transmission, glutamatergic; synaptic vesicle maturation; synaptic vesicle priming
Cellular component (GO): presynaptic active zone cytoplasmic component; plasma membrane; presynaptic membrane
Molecular function (GO): diacylglycerol binding; calmodulin binding; syntaxin-1 binding
Source: RefSeq, a predicted model, not a curated record
AUUUGCUCAAGACAUCUGACUCAACAUAAAUAAUAAUGUUCUCAAAUGUGCUUCAUAGUCUGCAUCAACACGCUACAUUUUAUAGCAUCCUUGAUUGGAAGAUCCAAAAGCAUUGUACAAAUGCUAAUUCCAACACUAUUCUCAAAAGACAGUGAAAAAAGGAAGGCUGGAUAAAAUGACUGAUGCAUCCAAAACCUAUGUUGUUUUAAAAGUCCAAAAUUUGAAAAGCACUACAGUCGAUAGACAAGGAAGUGACCCUUGCUGGGAACAAGACUUCAUGUUUGAAAUCUGUGCUGAUGGAAAGGGCUUCCUUGUAGAGCUGUGGAAGAAAGGCUUGCUCUGGGAUACCAUUUUGGGAGUUUUAUGGAUUCCCCUUGCAACUGUGGAAUAUGCAACAGAUGAAGGCCCGGGUUCCUGGUGGACCUUGCAUUCUGAAGUAAUAAAAAAUGGAAGUGAGAUUCAAGGCACAAAAACACCAACUUCACAUGAGAUCUUACUAGAUGUCUACUUUGCAUUACCAUUUGAUACCCACAAAGACUUAGAUUGCAGAGCCUGGCACAGAGAGCCACCCCUCCAAAGUACAAGACCUUCACAUCAAGAUGCAUUUGAUAUUUGGCCACCCGUGGAAAGUGGUCUCAGCACACAAGAGAGCAAACCAAGGAGAAAUACAUUCCAAGGUGAUGGAGGUAACUUUGCAAAAGCACGAUGGGCCAGGGCUAUUCAGAAGAGCAACAAUAGUUUAUAUGGAUAUGGUCCCCACUGAUGAUGAUCCCGUUGGAGAUACAAAUACUUGUCUGGAUCAAAAAUGGUGUUUUGUGGAAACA